Messenger RNA from Anisakis simplex (herring worm), 594 nucleotides. The record is from the annotation of a GenBank genome assembly. NCBI's taxonomy places the organism in Eukaryota, Metazoa, Nematoda, Chromadorea, Rhabditida, Anisakidae.
AUGGGCAAAUUAAAGAAGUCGCAAAAGUUUGCGACACGCCUGGCCAAGAUGAUUAAGCCAACAGAUGCGAGAAUAAAAGAAAGCGAUCGUGUCAUUCGAAAGAAAAAGGAGGACAAGCAGGCUCUGAAAAUCAAAGAAGCACCACAGGUGUCGUCGGCAAUGUUUCUGAAAUACAACAGUCAACUUGGUCCACCAUACCACGUGAUUGUUGAUACAAAUUUUGUGAAUUUUUCAAUCAAAUAUCGAAUCGAUAUGAUGCAAGGAUUUAUGGAUUGUCUUUACGCUAAGACUAUUCCAUACAUAACGGAUUGCGUGUUGGGUGAAUUGGAAAAGCUCGGUCAACGAUGUAAAGUGGCGCUAAAGAUUAUUAAGGAUAACCGGUUCAAACGAUUGUCAUGUUCACAUAAAGGGAUCUAUGCUGAUGAUUGUAUCGUGCAACGUGUUACGCAGCAUAAAUGUUAUAUGGUGGCGACGUGUGAUAAGGACUUGAAGAGACGAAUACGUAAAAUUCCUGGAAUUCCAAUAAUGUAUAUAAGGCAGUAUCGGUAUUCAAUCGAGCGAAUGCCUGAUGCGUAUGGAGCACCGAUGAAUUGA